CAUCAUUUAAGCAUUUGGUGAUAGCGACUUCCGGUUAAACAGCAAACUCACAACCGGCUUAUUUUUUUUUUAAACUUGACAAUGUCCAGAGGAAGCAGUGCAGGAUUCGAUCGACAUAUUACAAUUUUUUCUCCUGAAGGACGAUUGUAUCAAGUCGAAUAUGCCUUCAAAGCUAUCAAUCAGGGAGGUUUGACAUCCGUGGCAGUGCGAGGCAAGGACAGCGCUGUAGUUGUCACACAGAAGAAAGUUCCAGAUAAGCUGUUGGAUGCAAACACAGUUACACACUUGUUUCGGCUCACUGAAGAUAUUGGCUGUGUAAUGACAGGAAUGAUAGCUGACAGCCGGUCUCAGGUUCAGAGGGCGAGGUACGAGGCUGCUAAGUGGAAGUACACGUACGGCUACGAGAUCCCCAUCGACAUGCUGUGCAAGCGUAUAGCAGACAUCUCCCAGGUCUACACACAGAGUGCCGAGAUGAGGCCACUGGGAUGUACCAUGAUUCUGAUCGCCUAUGACCAGGAGUUUGGUGCCCAGCUGUACAAGACAGACCCGGCAGGCUACUUCUCAGGGUUCAAGGCCUGCACUGCAGGCGUGAAGCAGCUGGAGGCUAACAGCUUCCUGGAGAAGAAGAUCAAGAAGAAGCAGGAUCUCACCUACAAUGAGGCUGUAGAGAUUGCCAUAACCUGUCUGUCCAAUGUGCUAGCAGCUGACUUUAAAUCUUCAGAAAUAGAAGUAGGCGUUGUGACAAAGGAAAAUCCCCAUUUCAAGAUCCUCACAGAAGAAGAGAUAGAUGUACAUCUGCAGGCCCUGGCAGAGAAGGACUGAUCUCUUCAGAGGCUGUCUUCAUACACUGUGCACAUUAACUGUCUGUUGGUCCUCAGUAUUCAAUGGUGUCCCGUACAGGAAAACAAUAGACUUGUUAGCAUUUGAUGUUGAAGAUUAAUUCAGGAAAGCUCUGUGGAAUAUUUGCCUUGCUGUGGGAAAAUGGGCGUAAUGCAUGUUUGCAUAGGUUAAUCAAGGAUGGCACUUUUUGCCUGAAUGUUUGUUUGAAGAGAUUCUUUUAAAGUAUAAAUUCUUUUUAAGUGCCGUCGGUCAUUGCCUAGGCUAAUUUUGGACAACACUUUACGCACAUGCAUCAAAUCCUUUUUACCAGAGUGGGUCUCAUAUAUUCAUGAUAUGAGCGUUGUUUUGAGGAAAAUGGGCUUAAUGCAUGUGCGUAAAGUUUCAUCCCAGAUUAGCCUGUGCAGUCCGCACAGGCUAAUCAGGGAUGACACUUUCCGCUUUUAAGGUAUUUUAUUUUCAAGGAAGUCCCUGCUUAACGGAAAUCAAGUUUAGGCGGAAAGUGUCGUCCCUGAUAAGCAAUAGGCUGACACUUUACGCACAUGCAUUAAGCCCAGUUUUCUCUGAACAAGGCAUAUAUUUAAAUAAUACUACUGGGUCUUACUUGUUCAUAAGUUGUUUCUUCUUGAUUAUCCUAUAGGCUUAGUUAUAAUUGAACACAGAUUGUAAUUCAAAAUUAGAUUUAUUAUUUCUCUGAAUGCAAACGAACACUACAUACUCCUAAUUUAUUUACUGAACACAUGAGAAAUUGGAGGCUUACAGAUAGUGAGUCAGCUGAAGUUAGAAAUUCUGUAGCUCUUGAAGGGACUUGUCAUAUCUCAUGUGAACACACCUACUGAAAGUGCUUUAUGUUCAAACUAUCAAUAUUAACAUUAUUCUAUGUAAAUGAUGUUGAUAUCAUGUCAAUAAAUUGUUGGAGAAAAAUA
Messenger RNA from Dreissena polymorpha, 1763 nucleotides. RefSeq names its product proteasome subunit alpha type-6-like. The transcript has 7 exons. Gene Ontology annotation, cellular component: cytosol; nucleus; proteasome core complex. Gene Ontology annotation, biological process: ubiquitin-dependent protein catabolic process. The record is from RefSeq and is a predicted model, not a curated record. NCBI's taxonomy places the organism in Eukaryota, Metazoa, Mollusca, Bivalvia, Myida, Dreissenidae. The coding region runs from base 82 to 822 and encodes 246 amino acids.